Messenger RNA from Gadus morhua (Atlantic cod), 3186 nucleotides. It is a transcript of the gene il1rap, whose product is annotated as interleukin 1 receptor accessory protein. The transcript is spliced from 12 exons. Gene Ontology annotation, biological process: signal transduction. The record is from RefSeq and is a predicted model, not a curated record. NCBI's taxonomy places the organism in Eukaryota, Metazoa, Chordata, Actinopteri, Gadiformes, Gadidae. Gene Ontology annotation, molecular function: interleukin-1 receptor activity. Bases 214 to 2103 code for a protein of 629 amino acids.
AAAGACGAUAACUUCCUAUAAAUAUCAAACUCCGCAGAUAUUCAACAGCAAUCUUGAUCUCCUUCCGCGUUCACUAUGUUUCCAUGACCGAGCAAGUGACGCAUGUAAACACAAACCCAACCACUUUCACAGAGAACAUCGUCCCGGGCCAGGCUCGGUGUGUAGACACAAGUACCCGGGGAUAACACGGGACCAGAUGUGUGUCCUGAGCUUAUGAAGUUGGCCCGAAUCCAGGCUCCCCAGGAGCCGGCCUCUGGAAGGAGACCAGUCCGGGAGCGAAGCGGCACCGGGCCCUACAGCAUGUCAGUGUUCAUCAUUUUCUUCUGGUGUCUCUCGGCCACCGCUGGUGAACACUCUACUGCUAUCACUACAUCCAGCGACCAAUCAGAGCUCCUUUGUCAUGACUGGGGGAUGAGCGUGGAUGCGGUGCGUGUUAUAAACGGAGAAGCUGGUUGGCUGUUCUGUCCCCUUUUCUCCCACUCACUCUACAACUACAGCUCCGCCCACAGCAGUGGUCUCUCCCUCUUCUGGUACCACCUCCCCCCUGAGCAGGACCUGGAACGUCCAAUCAAAUACAGCCAGAGGGUGAGUAAGGAUAGAGAAAGUCUGUGGUUUCAACCAGCCAACGAAAACGACACCGGACAGUACAUCUGCACGUUACGGAACAGGACAUCCUGCACAAAGAUAGCCAUGUCCCUAGGGGUGGUGUCGAGUGGGACUGACUGUCCGCAUCUGGUUGCCAUGGUGCCACUUACGGUGCCAAUACCGGUCCAGGAGGGGAAGACACUGAGUUGCCCGGGCCUCGAGCACGCCGCCAAGAUGGCCGACAGUGCCCCCUCCGUCACCUGGUACCAUAACUGCACCAAGUACCCGUUCUGGGACCACCAUCGCGAGGUGAAGGGGGACAAACUGUUUGUGCACCAGAUGGGGCUGAUGUACGAGGGCCUGUACUACUGCCGGGUUAGCUACACCCGCAAAAGCCUCCCACUCAAGUUCACCAGGUCCCUCAACGUCACCGCUGUCUCCCCCAGUUUUACUUCCAAGGUGCCGGUCAUUCUGAUCCCAAACAAAGAACGCAAGUUCCACGUCAGACUGGGGCGGGAGGCCAAGCUGGUGUGCCGGGUGACCUUCCCCUUCCUGGAGAACAGUCCCCAGGCCAUCUGGUGGACCGUGGACGGGAAAACCCUGGACUCGCUGACCCACACCCGCUUCUCCGAGACCAACCGUCGGGUAGAGGAGGUGACCUAUGGGGAUCAGACGGUGGUGAGAGAGCUGCUGUUGACGGAGUUGCAGAGAGAGGACCUGAUGACAGAGUUCAACUGCUCUGUCAAGAACAACAAGGGGUUCUCCACCAAGAGAGCCCAGCUCCAAGAGGAGGCCUACUCCCCCUCGGUAGAGCUGGGUUGUGGUCUGGGGGGCACUCUGCUGCUGAUGCUGGUCCUCUUCCUGGUCUACCACGUGUUCUGGCUGGAACUCCUGCUGCUCUACCGUUCCUGGUUUGGAACAGACGAGCGCUACACAGAUGAGAAGGAGUUUGACGUGUACAUCUCGUAUGUGCGUGACGGCGAGGAGGAGCAGUUUGCUGUGAGCACGCUGCGCCACGUCCUGGAGAAUCACCUGGGCUACUCGGUCUGCAUCUUCGACCGCGACAGCCUUCCAGGCGGGACCAUCACCGAUGAGACGCUGAGCUUUGUGGGUCGCAGUCGUCGCCUGCUGGUGGUGCUGAGCCCGGGCUUCGCCUCGCGGGGGACCCAGGCCCUGCUGGAGCUCAAGGCCGGACUCGACCACAUGGCGCUGGGGGGACACCUGCGGGUCAUCCUGGUGCAGUACCGGCCCCUGAAGGGGCAGGCCUGGGUGGGGGAGCUGCGGCGUGCUCGGGGGGUGCUGGCCGUGCUACGCUGGAAGGGGGACAAGUCCAAGGAGCUCACCUCCCGCUUCUGGAAGCGUCUGCGUCUGGAGCUACCCCUGCAGAGGAGAAAGGACUCUGAGCUGGGGACUGUCAGGACCUAUCAGAGCCAGAGUAGCACCAGCUCCCAGACCGGUCUGCUCAGCCCCGGGGGGCUGGCUGUCCACAAGGCUCAGUACAGUGGAGGGAAGCUGUAGCCCCCCCCCCCCUCACCAUGACGUCAUGACGUUCACCUCCCCUCACAGCUGGAGCCCCCUCACCAUGACGUCAACACGUUCACCUCCCCUCACAGCUGGAGCCCCCUCACCAUGACGUCAACACGUUCACCUCCCCUCACAGCUGGAGCCCCCCCACCAUGACGUCAACACGUUCACCUCCCCUCACAGCUGGAGCACCCUCACCAUGACGUCAACACGUUCACCUCCCCUCACAGCUGGAGCCCCCUCACCAUGACGUCAACACGUUCACCUCCCCUCACAGCUGGAGCCCCCCCCACCAUGACGUCAACACGUUCACCUCCCCUCACAGCUGGAGCACCCCCACCAUGACAUCAUCACAUUCAACUUGUCCUGUGCCAUCAAACCUCCUGUUGUAUAUAUUUUAUAUAGAUUGAGUAUUGAGAUGAGUUUCGAGAUGAGUAUUGAGAUGAGUAUUGAGCCGAGUAUUGAGCUGAGUAAUAAGCUUAGAGUGUUCUAGUACUAAACACAUCAUGCACCAAACGACAUUUACAUCCACUUGAAUAGUGGACUCCAUCAAUGAUGGUGCGAUGACUUCCGUUUAAUGUAAAUGUAUUUUUAUGGAGUUAACGUAGAAGAAUAUGUCUUCUCUGUGAGCCAAGCCGUUAUAUGUUUUUAUCCAGCAAUUCUUGAAAUAUAUUUUUUAUACAACAAGCAUGUUUUAAACUGAAGGUGGGAAACACAUUCACCUCUUCUAGAGUGAGGCGCUCUUUGACACAUGUGGUAUGAUGGCAGGGGAGUUACCCCAGGGUUGGUUCAUUCAGUACCGGUACCCAGUACUGCUUCGAAGCUAGUAGCGGUACCCAGUACCAAUUAUCUAGUACUGGAUGGCCAAACCAGAGAGACCCCAGAGGUAAAUGAACAAAACCCACUGCUGCUAUCUGAGGUUUUUGUCUUGAAGCAUGCAUAAUUUAUUCGAAAGGCUCCGGCUAAGAGAAUUGUGUAGUAUUAUCAUGCUAUUUUUGAAUAUAUGUUUGCUUCAAAUUAUAUUUUUUGAUGUAAUUUACGUUGUCCAUUCUUCCAAAUACAUCUUAUUUUGCUAUA